Closterium sp. Yama58-4 is the source of this 2082-nucleotide messenger RNA. The record is from the annotation of a GenBank genome assembly. Lineage: Eukaryota; Viridiplantae; Streptophyta; Zygnematophyceae; Desmidiales; Closteriaceae.
AUGGCUCCCAAGAAAGGCGAUUCCGCCGGCGGAACGAGCGGCAAAGGCGGUAAAGCAGGGUCAGGCAAACCGGCCGCCGCGGACCGGAAAAAGUUUUCUGUCAGCAGCAUCGUCGUAGAGGAGAAAGGCAAAGGCGAACGGAAACCGUCCGUCACCUCUUCCAGCAGCGGCGGCGGCGGCGGGGGAAAGAAAUCGCGCGCCCCUCCGAGCAAGAAGCCGCAAAACGAUUACCUCGCGGGCGUCGAUCUCCCGCCGUCCGAUGACGAGGAGGAAGAAAUAAUGGACGGCGCAGAUGAUGGGGAGUACGUUGAGGACGACGAUGUUGGGGGAUCCAAGACGGGGAAAGGUCGCGGGCUUGUAUCGGGGAUGGGAAACUUGCAGAUGUCGGAUAAGCAAGCGAAGAAGAAGAAGGAAAAGGAGCUUAUGAUUGAGCAAGCCCAGGAGGAGGCGCGUAAAGAGGCUCUUAAAGCGGACGACGCUAACGCGUUUUCCGUCACUCUCGGUUCCCGAGUCGCGGAUGACCCUUCGGAAGAGGCGGACGGCGCGGCGGGAUCUGCGGCCGACGCGAACGUGCGCGAUAUUAAAGUGGAGAACUUUUCGGUCUCGGCGCGCGGGAAGGAACUAUUCAGAAACGCGUCGCUAACUAUCGUUCACGGAAGGCGGUACGGGCUAGUGGGUCCCAACGGCAAGGGUAAAUCGACGGUGAUGAAGCUGCUUGCGCGGCGGCAGCUGCCUGUGCCACGUGGCAUUGACGUGCUCUUAGUGGAGCAGGAGGUGGUCGGGGACGAAAGAUCCGCGUUAGAAGCUGUCGUGACUGCAGAUCAGAAGCUGGAGAUGCAGGCGCGAUCGACGAAAUCGUUCUCGGGGGGUUGGCGCAUGCGAAUCUCGCUCGCGCGCGCGCUUUACGUGCAGCCGACGCUGUUGCUGCUGGACGAGCCUACUAAUCACCUGGAUCUUAGGGCGGUCCUAUGGUUGGAGGAGUAUUUGAUGAGAUGGAAGAAGACUCUAAUAGUCGUGUCGCACGAUCGCGACUUUCUUAACUCUGUCUGCACGGAUAUUAUUCACCUGCACGACGAGAAACUGUUCUUCUACAAGGGUAACUUCGAGGGGUUUGAGGAGAUGUACGAGCAGAAGCGGCGGGAGAACAACAAGAAGUUUGAGGUGUAUGAGAAACAGCUUAAGGCGGCCAAGCGGUCCGGGAACAAGCAGAACCAAGACAAGGUGAAGGACCGGGCCAAGUUCAAUGCGCAAAAGGAGGCGCGGAAGGGCGGGAAAAAGAGCGCCAGCUCAGCAGGCGACGCGGACGACGACGCACCAACCGAAGCCCCCAAGAGAUGGCGAGACUACGCUGUUGAAUUCCAUUUCCCUGAACCCACCGAGCUCACACCGCCUCUGCUCCAACUCAAGGAGGUCUCCUUCUCGUAUCCCAACCGGCCGGAUUUCGCGCUUUCGGAGGUCGAUGUGGGGAUAGACAUGGGGACGCGGGUUGCGAUAGUUGGGCCGAACGGGGCGGGGAAGUCGACGCUGCUGAAUCUGCUCGCGGGGGAUUUGCAGCCGACGCAGGGGGAAUCUAGACAGAGCCAGAAGCUAAGGAUUGGGAGGUAUUCACAGCAUUUUGUGGACCUACUGGCGUUUGAUGAGACGCCUGUGGAGUAUUUGCUCCGGUUGUACCCGAACCAGGAGGGCCCGAGCCGGCAGGAGGCGGUUCGGAGCAGGCUCGGGAAGUUUGGGCUGCCGAGCCACAAUCAUCUGACGCCGAUCGUGAAGCUGAGCGGAGGGCAGAAGGCUCGGGUGGUGUUCACUGCGAUCAGCAUGGCUCGGCCGCACAUCCUGCUGCUGGAUGAACCGACAAACCAUCUUGACAUGCAGAGUAUUGACGCGCUCGCAGACGCAUUAGACGAGUUCACCGGAGGCGUGGUGCUGGUGUCUCACGACUCGCGGCUCAUCUCGCGCGUGUGUGACGACGAGGAGAGGGCUGAGAUCUGGGUCGUGGACAAUGGCACGACCAAGAAGUUUCCGGGCAGCUUCGAGGACUACAAGCAGCAGCUGAUUAAGGAGAUCAUUGCAGAGGUGGAGGAUUAG